AUUAAGCUGUUGAUGCAUGUAGACAACGGACUAAGAAUGAAAUUAAGUGCAGCAGUAACGAACAAUUAUGUGGACUGAAAGAAAGGAUUAUUAAUUAAUUCGGAUUAACAGAAAUAGUCAUUAGAAUGUGAUGAUGAAAUAUAUAUUAUUCAGCAGGAGAUCGUUAUUUGUUUGGUUGAUUUCACUAGAAUUAACGUACAUCUUAGCAGUGGUUUACCUCGUCCAUUCCAACAUCGGCAGGGAUGACGACAGGAGGAGACUUCAGGAAGUGGUCAAACGUUCUGAUCAGUGCGAGAAAACACGUACGCAAACACUCUCCUCAUCGUCCAAUUUUUUUUACGCAUGUGCGAAGGAAAUUAAAUUGUACGAAAACAUGUUUGCGGUACUAAAUCAUGUUGUGAUUGAACCUUCUGGGGAUUGUCUUUACCAGAAUAAUGACACUUGUGGAUUCAACAUGAAAUUUCUAUCCACCCAUUGCAGAAAUCGGACAGAUUUAAGAGGAAUGCAUUUAAAAGAUCCUAUCCUUUCGUGGUUGAAAGCGUUAAAAAUAACAAACAAGAUCUCUGACAAGCCACAUUCUAGUCGGGGUGUCGGGUUUAUCGUGGCACGACACGAUGUGAAUAAUUUGUACCACACGAUGACGCAGAUUUACAACAUUGUGGUAGCAAAACAUCUUCUGCAAAUCACGUACAAUGAUAGCGUGAUUAUUUUUGUGGAUGUCCAUAACGAGAAAACAAUGUUACAAGAACUCUGGAACUCUUUAUUCAAGGACGCUAUACAUACCAGGAAACCAAUGCCAAGGCUUUAUUUUGAUACUCUAGUAAUGAUAAAUUCUGGUUACGAAGGACAUCUUAGUCAUUUACGCUUACCAAAUCUGCCAUUCAUUUCAGAAUUUACGGAAUUCUUUACGAGAAAAUUUGAAAUUUGCAGACGAAGAGAAUUGAAUUGUUUAAAUAUCAAUAUUUUAAUUAUUCUAAGGCAGGAUACUAGAAACGAAAAUGACACUCUUUUAGUUACAGAGAGGAAAUUCCACAAUGAAAGACAAAUGCUAUCACAGUUAAGGAAAGAAUUUCCUAAAUAUAACAUUAGGGGUGUCCGACUUGACAGUUUUCCCAUAAGAACUCAGUUUUCGUUCAUUUCACAGACAGACUUUCUGAUAGGAAUGCACGGUGCUGGAUUAACAUACACGCUGUUCCUGCCGGAACAUGCGGGGGUGCUCGAAUUGUUUCCCAGUUAUAGGGACACCGGAAACACGCAUUACAGGACCAUCUCAAAAUGGCGAAAUUUAUUCUAUCGAGCAUGGCAGAACUUCAACUUGAAAAACGAAUUUCCAAAUUUUGAAACUCGUUUUUCUGCAAGAACUAUAGGGUAUUAUAUAAUGGAGUAUAUCAAUGCCAAGUGCAAAACUGUUCAAUGAGUUAUCUGUUGUAGACUAUUUGUUUAAACCACUGUCUAUAGGAAUCAAAAAUAGAGACCGUAUCUUGAACCGCCUGAGUUGAUAAAUUGAAUAAUCUUGACAGAGACUCUUUUUGUUUAUACUUAUCGGAAAAAUAUUGAUAAGGCUUUUCAUUGAAUUUUUGGGAAUAGGACAUGGGUUCAACUCCCUAGACCAUCACGCACUGCGCGCAUGAAUACUUUGCCGUGGGCCUCUUCGCAUCCUCGUUUUGUUUGAAAAGACGUACGUCCCACAAAACGCUCCCCAAACAAUAUAAUCCAAUGAUUUAAAACAAAGAGAGCUGAUCACUGUAAAACUGUAUGAAUAUGUUUGUUUUCCUAAAUGAUAGGAACAGAUCUAAGUAUUUACACGAGUAUUUUCUUUUGUAUUUGUAAACGUUAGACACUACCAUCAUGAUGUAUA
Ostrea edulis (European flat oyster) is the source of this 1858-nucleotide messenger RNA. Its product is annotated as EGF domain-specific O-linked N-acetylglucosamine transferase-like. The transcript has a single exon. Gene Ontology annotation, cellular component: endoplasmic reticulum lumen. Gene Ontology annotation, molecular function: protein N-acetylglucosaminyltransferase activity. The record is from RefSeq and is a predicted model, not a curated record. NCBI's taxonomy places the organism in Eukaryota, Metazoa, Mollusca, Bivalvia, Ostreida, Ostreidae. Bases 131 to 1417 code for a protein of 428 amino acids.